CAGCCCGAUUACUUCUGUAACGUUGCUGCUCAACAAAAGAGAACAGAAUACCACUCCGCCGGCUAGACACAACGAAAACGAGAUGACGUCUACGACUAGCACAAACAUUCAGUUUUAAUUACCCGAAACUCCCAGUCGUUCUCGUCAAUAAUGGCAAAGUCAUAAGAAGCCUCCUCGUCCUUCGUGUGACGACUGAGAAUUUUCGUCCUUUCUGUUUCGUGCUAAAGAAGCCGAUACAGCCCGUCGAAUCUUCACUAGUGCCAGUACCCCCGGAAAGCAAGCGAACGAUCUAUUUCCGCUCCGCAGGAUAAAGCAGAGUCGCUUGUUCUCUGAGAACAAGCGAGGGCUGUGCUCCCAACCGCACUACGAGCGACCAUGGGCGCCAACAUCUCCCGCCCCUCGGCGGAUUUCAUCGGCCAGCUGAAGUACCGGGACCAACCGCAGCUGGCUAUCCAAGGAAAAAAGUGUUACAGUUAUACAUUGCGUUGCAGGACCGGCAAGACAGACAGCCUUUGUCAUGCAGGAAAUGCUUUCAAGCCUCGUUUCCUAUGUAUUUUCCCCUAUCAUCUUUGCAUUGCAGCAAGUUUUCUCUGUCAUGCAGAGAAAAUUUGUGAUGCUGACACUACAGCAAGUGUGUAACUGUAACACUUUUUUCGUGGGAUACUGGACAAACCGCUCACACUGAAGGAGAAUGAGUCCACGGGGAUGAUCCAGCUGUCCAAGCAGUUUUACAGUCGAAUCUGGGAAAUCAAGGGGAUUUGCUGGGACAGAGGAGGGCCGUUUUGUAUCAAGUGAAGCUGCUUUUUGUGCGGAGUCAGAAAAUUUGUCAUGCGAAGAAACAAGGCACUACCUUACUGUAACAAACUAACUCCUGGUGUAGGUCCUUUACGAACGCUUGCGCGUAUAGCAUGACAAAUUUGGUUUCGACGCAAAGAAGGUGUUUCCUCUUGAUACGACUUCACGAGCUGUUUGACUACUACAAAAGAUACCCGAAGCUGCAGGUAAGUUGUGAGAGGAAGUUUUUCUAUAGUAACUUGUCAUGCAUCAAACCUACAUAUUGAUGGUGAUGCCAUCCGAUUCCCUCUUGUCCCAUGGUCAACAUGGGGAAUGGAAAUAAUGCAACAUGCCAAAAUAUAUAAAAAGAACCAACCUCAAUGCCCACACGCAGGUCGAGUUCCUGACCCAGAUGCUGAUGCAGAUCCAGCACAACCCGGACCCCUCCUACGAAUUCAAGCUGCACUGGGUCCUGAUGGAGUUUCUUUUCCACGGGAGAAAUCACGUUUUGGUGAACGAAAUCCUUUGCAGUUUCUACGAACAGGUCAUCGAAAAGAUGAACGCGAAGAUAAAACAGCUCGAACUAGACGAGAAAAAACGCGCCGAGGAGAAGGAACGGCAGGAAAAGGAAUUACAAGCAUAUAACCUGCUCAGGUGUUACAAUCUCAAACGUUACAACAGAAUCUGGAAUUUGUGUUGCAAGAAGUGCAUUAUCUAGCCAACUCUCAUAGGAUUGCGCAUGACAGGUUCUGGAGUCCCAAACCGCACUGGAAUCUGGCGAAAUUUGUAUUGCAGAAAGUGGAAUGGUCUGCGAGUCUGUCAUGCUCAUUAUGCAAGACAAAUUCCAGACUCUAUUGCAACGGUUGAGAUUGUAACGUUUGAGCAGGUCAUAAAGCACGCUGUGAGGAGAUGAUCGAUAAAGAGGACGAAAACGAGGAUGGUACAACAGCAAUAAAAAGCAGUCAGGACGAGGAAGCUGGAACAUCUAGCUCUUCUUCUGGCGGUCAGCACCAGCAAACUGGUACUUCUUCUACCAGCUCGUCGUCAUCAUCGAGCAGAAACGAGCAGCGGGGCGGCUCUUCUAGCUCCACAGCGGGUAGUACUAGCACUAGCAGCAUAAACUACCUGCACAACAUACGCGGUGGCAAGUCAGGUGUGGACGAUCCAUUUCAUCCGUAUAGGAUCAAGGCGACGGCGCAGUAGUAAGGUUCAGAUAUUUGGUUUCGUGGUCGGUUGUGGCCGUCGAAGUGAAGAGGAAAAGUUAAAGUUUGUGAUGCGCGAUAAUUUAAGAUUUUGAAAAUGAUUUGCAUGGUUGCAUAUCGUGAAGAAGGCGGAUCAUGCUAGUACACCAACCGAAAAUGAUCGUGGCUUGCAAGACCAACUCCAGUAAGCAGACUCUUUCUCUUCGACGACGCAGUCGCAACCACUUUGGUUUUUUCGUAGCAUAAGCCCACACUCGUCAACUUGAAGGACGUAGCGGACUAUGGUGGCGGGCAAGGAUGCAGCUCAGGUGCAAUUCAUUGAUGAAAUAGGAACUUGUGCUGCAACAGAAGGUAGAUGUUGCAACUGAUCAGUAUCUUCAGGAAAAUCUGUGAAGAUGCGCGCAUCGUACUAUCAGCAAUUUUUCACAACCAACUCGCUACCUCCAGGCGCUCCAAAAUGGCUCGUUGUGGAGUAUCACGACGCUGCUGGAAAUAUAACAUUUCACCGGAAAAUAAUCCGCUACAAGCUCUACGAGAGGAAAGCAAAGUACGUGGACACGGUGGCGGCGGAGUUUGGCUUUCCCGAUCCAAAGAAGUAUUGGUUGAUUUUUGUUGAUAUGUAUAGGCUUUUCGCAUGAGAAAUUUUUUGUGCUAGCGUGGUGCUCGCAUGACAAGUUCAAGUAAUCAUUGACGACCUAUCAGCUCCGAACUUUUCGUCGUAUACACGGAUGCGAGAAAGACGGCCUACCGAGUGGUAUGAACUGCAAAAGUAUCGUAUUCGUACUCGUAUAAAUGCAUUACAAGUUUCCUCAGCAUGACAAACAAAAUUUAUAAUCUUGAUUUACCUUUGAAAGAAAAGUUGUAAUGCAUCACUGCAAUACGAGUGUGUGCGAUACUUUUGCACAGGAUAGGUAGAGGAAGGCGACGACAUGCUGCAGCCACGGGAGGUAUGGAUUGUAAAAAUGUCUGGGUCUGGAAGAAUGCAACUUGUGAUGCUAUUUUUGGAAUCUAAGAAAAUCUGUAUUGCAUGAGCAGAAAGAGGCGUCCAGUUUUUGCUCCGCGGAGAGGGCAUUUUUCAUGCGGGAUAGGCAUCACGAUACCCGCAAAAAAUCUGUCAUGCUAGGUCAUGCAUUACAGGCAUCAUAGCCCAUGCGAAAUAUGCAUGACAAACCUGCAAAUCUUCCAGACCCAGACAUUUUUACAGUUGAUAGGAGGAAAGGGAAUACGAUCUCGAUUGGACCGAUUGCUACUUCAUCUACAAGCCGAAGGUAUAGUAGAUACUUUACGUCUAGAAGUAAGAGCAACAGCUCUGUUGCGUUUUCGCAUGACAAACUUUCGUAUUCUUUUGAUCCAGUUGGUCUUGGUUUCAGUUGUUGGAUCUGCAUGACAAACCAACCCCUCACCUACUUUCAGUCCGUCAACCUGCGCGACAACGCUGGUGCCAUCGUGGACAUCCCGGAGGAGAACGCUAUGGAAAGUGACGGAAAAUUUUGAUCGCAUGUAAUUGACCGGCUAUUUGUCAUGCGUGCCUAUGGAUGGGAUGAAGGAUCUGUCAUGCGUACAUAUGCAUAAUAUGCAAAUCGCUGUGAGUGUGACACGAAUUCAAAACUUUAUACCGUAAAUUUCCUUUCCAUACCCCGCCAAGUCUUCUUCCUGUGGAAGCUCCCUGACCUGCUGCAUCUGGCAGCGAACAAUGCUGCAGCGAGAUCAUCUUCCAGCAGAACCUCUUCCGGACGAGUUGCAGAAAAUGAGAAGCAAACAGCAAAAGGUGGAACAGCGUCCAGUGCGAAAACCAAAACCGGUGUCCUCCUUCCCUCCUCGUCCGGAGGAUAUCCACAGUAAAUUUUCCGUACAGGUAAAAAUGCUGUUUCUGCAUGACAAGCAUGCCUUCCAUCUUUAGUCAGCAUGACAAGUCUAACACUCCAAGCUAGCGAAAUUUGUCAUGCAUUUUGUACAUCUUGUACGGGAAAUUUGUAUUGCAUACAGGACCAGGAACCCACACGAUAAAUGGCGACGGCACAGGCACAGCGCAUGAUCAGCAGAGGCCAUCGAAAUCGGGCCGCAAAUCUAGUAUCCAGCACCGGCACUCUUCUGCAGCGGAGAUCAUAGACGACGGGAAUAGCAGCUCCGCCUGCCCCAGCCCGGAUGAGACCCACGCGUCGGACAAGUCCUCUGGGAGCAAUUCCGCGGUCUCUAGCGCGGCAAGUACACCAGUAGAGGAGGAACAAACAAAAGAGAACAAGUUGCAGAACAGCAACAGCCGCGAAGAAACGGACGAUGAGUCCGUGGUGUUGUACCAGGGAAAAAAUGUGGGGAAGAUAAAGAGCAAAUAG
Amoebophrya sp. A120 is the source of this 4309-nucleotide messenger RNA. The record is from the annotation of a GenBank genome assembly. Lineage: Eukaryota; Dinophyceae; Syndiniales; Amoebophryaceae.